Molecule: messenger RNA, 576 nt
Organism: Betta splendens (Siamese fighting fish)
Lineage: Eukaryota; Metazoa; Chordata; Actinopteri; Anabantiformes; Osphronemidae
Gene: nppb
Product: natriuretic peptide B
Exons: 3
Coding region: 75-434 (119 amino acids)
Biological process (GO): neuropeptide signaling pathway; negative regulation of systemic arterial blood pressure; cGMP biosynthetic process
Cellular component (GO): nucleus; extracellular region; cytoplasm
Molecular function (GO): hormone activity; hormone receptor binding
Source: RefSeq, a predicted model, not a curated record
GAGCUCUGGGCUCCGACAUCCGACAUCCGACAUCCCACCUCCAGGCCUCUGAGCCUCCGAGCCCAGACACAAGCAUGCAUCUGUCCUGCAUCCACGUCUUUGGCCUCCUCCUCUUCAACCUGCAGCUGGUCAACACAUCUCCCAUCAGCACCGGCUUGACCGACACCGACAUCGACGUCUUAAAGGUGCUGCUCCGUGGACUGGAGCAGACGGAGGCGGAGCAGAGCGCUGCAGACAGCGACGGUGUGGAGGCCGGCGGCGGCCCGGACGAAGGCGCCGUCAGGGAGUUCUUCUCUGCCAAGAACCUGAGGAGCGUGCGCGGCGACCUGUCCAGGAAGCCGUCCAGCUGCUUCGGCCAACGCAUCGACAGAAUAGGCUCCAUGAGCUCGCUGGGAUGCAACUCUGUGGGCAAAUCCAGUCACAAGUACAGAUGAAGGCUCACAUCCUGGGUCAGCGUCACACAUGGUUUCAUUGGAUCUCUAUUUAUUACUGAUAAAUUCAUUUGUGUCUGACUUAUUAAAGGUUAUUGUGUGAUUGUUUCUGUGAUGUUCAGUGUAUUUAUUAAAGGUUUACACU